AUGUUGUCUCGCGGUUAUAUCGCGUUUAGGGGUCUCCUAUCGAGGACAGGUUGUUUAAAUAUUGAGCAGAAAAGAAAUGCUCAAGUAUCCAUUGUAGGGGCGGCUAAUGAAAUUGGUUCAAAUUUAGCAAUUCUUUUAAAACAGAACAAAUAUAUAACCCGACUAAAUUUAUACGAUGAUGAUGAGAAAGUAUUACGCGUCGGUGCUGAACUAAGUGAAAUUCCAAAAGGGCCUGUAGUUACAAGUUAUAAUGGGAAUAGUUUUCUACCUGCUUCAAUUCGCUUUUCACACCUUAUUAUAAUGGUAUCAAGAGUGCCAAGGAGACCUGGAUACACAAGAGAUCAAAUGCUCGAAGUAAAUGCACCACCUGUUCAGAAACUAUGUAGAACAAUGGCCGAUGUGAACCCAGAUGCAUUCUUAGCAAUUUCAACGAAUCCUAUAAAUUCAAUUAUACCCCUUGCAAGUUCUUUAUUAUUUAGAUACAGUGCUUACGAUGCUGCCAAAAUAUUUGGCAUUACUCACAUAGACACAUGUAGAGCUAGAGCCUAUGCUUCUAAAGCAUUAAACGUAAACCCGCGGCAUUUGCAUAUACCAGUGAUUGGAGGUCAUUCUGAUAAAACUAUAACACCACUAUUUUCGAAUAUAACUCCCUCACAUUAUAAAGUGGACCCAUGUCAAGCUGAUACUUUGACGAGACUUGUAAAAAAAGCCGGCAUGGAAGUUAUAAAUAAUAAACUCGGUAUAGAUUCAGCUACUCUAGCUAUGGCGUGGUCUAUUAAUGAGUUCGCCGAUAAUAUUCUUCAGGCAAUGUAUGGAGAUUAUGUUGUAGUAAAUAGCUAUACAUCAAACCCUCACUAUGGUACCAGAUUUUUCUCUGGCCCCACAAGAGUCGGCUGCUAUGGUAUCGUUGAAACGUGCAAUUCCAAUUUUAAUAUGACUGAGUAUGAAAAACAUAUACUGGGAAACGCUAUCACGGACAUAAACAAAGACGUUGCCCGGGGAGAAGAAUACGCUAGAGUAAUAGCAGAGGUUAAACACUAA
Molecule: messenger RNA, 1041 nt
Organism: Zerene cesonia (dogface butterfly)
Lineage: Eukaryota; Metazoa; Arthropoda; Insecta; Lepidoptera; Pieridae
Product: malate dehydrogenase-like
Exons: 1
Coding region: 1-1041 (346 amino acids)
Biological process (GO): carboxylic acid metabolic process
Cellular component (GO): cytoplasm
Molecular function (GO): L-malate dehydrogenase (NAD+) activity
Source: RefSeq, a predicted model, not a curated record